AUGGGGAAGAAAAAGAACAUGGCAUCUGCUCAUAUCGACUUCGAAGAAGAAAAUAAUGAGCUUCAGGAUGAAGUGGACACGUUUCAUGCUGCAAAUCGAAAAUUAGCACCAAAUGCCUAUAAAAAGAAAAAGGCCAAGAAAGCUGAGGAAGUGUUAAACGUGGAAGCAGACGAAUCCGAAGAAGAAAUGCAGUCUGAAUCCGAUUUUGAUGAUGACAGUGGAACAGAAUCUUAUGGUGUAGUUGAUAACGAAUGGGGACGAAAGAGAAAGGAUUUUUAUGGGACGGAAUAUGUUGACGAGGAUUGGGGAGGAAUGCGUGAAGAAGAACUCGAGGAUGCUGAACUAGAGGAGGAAGAUGCGGCUGGCAGGCAGGCUGCAUUGGAUAAAGCGGCUGCACUCGCUGCUGAAUUAUUCGAGAACGAGGAGAAGACUGCGGAAAAUCAGUCUUGUGUCAAAGAGACCGUGUUCGAAUGGAAAUUUCCAGCAGUCAAGAAACUUAACAAACGCACCGUCGGAAUUAUCGAAGAAUACAAUAGAAGGAAGGAUCUGAUGAAGGUGAUCGUGGAACCGCUAGCAGCUGUCGUAGAAAUCCUUCCUAAGAACUCAAACGUUCGCAAGCAGUUACUGUUGGUGCACGAUGUGUACACAACGUAUAUUCUGAACAUGAUGUUCUUUCUGCAACUGAAAGCUGAAGCAUUGGGUAAAAAGAAUGCUACGGAUGAGAUGGUGGACACGCAUCCUGUACUAGAAAGAAUUGAAAAAUUCUCUGAGAUGAUCAAACGCGUGGAUGCCUUCUUGGACAAAAACGCUUCCGCACUCAAGAAAUUAGUGAGGAAAGUGUCGAGUGGAGAACCCAUUGAAAAUAUCGUUGUUGAACAAUUCCCUGAGAGAACUGUGCAGAAAAAAGUGAUGGAUGCCGUGGAAGGGGAAAAUUAUGAGAACGUUGAAGGAGACCUGGCGGAUAAUGAGUUCUUGUCGCCGGAAGAGAGAAGGAAAGCAAAUAAGCAGAUAGAGAAGAACUUCAAUGCAGAUUUGAAAGGCAGGAAGAAAAAGACACCAAGAAUUGCAAAGACCAAGAAUCGUAAACGAUAUAAGGAGGCCGUAAAGAAAGUGCGCUCGCAAGUUGGAACAGUGCGAACAGAAAUGCAAAAGUACAGCGGUGAAUCAAGAGGAAUACGUGCAAGCACAUUUAUCUAUUAUUUCUGGAUUUGA
This is a messenger RNA of Necator americanus (New World hookworm), 1212 nucleotides long. RefSeq lists its product as uncharacterized. The record is from RefSeq and is a predicted model, not a curated record. Gene Ontology annotation, biological process: maturation of SSU-rRNA from tricistronic rRNA transcript (SSU-rRNA, 5.8S rRNA, LSU-rRNA). Gene Ontology annotation, cellular component: small-subunit processome; nucleolus. NCBI's taxonomy places the organism in Eukaryota, Metazoa, Nematoda, Chromadorea, Rhabditida, Ancylostomatidae. The transcript has 13 exons. The coding region runs from base 1 to 1212 and encodes 403 amino acids.